Messenger RNA from Papilio xuthus (Asian swallowtail), 976 nucleotides. Its product is annotated as larval/pupal cuticle protein H1C. The transcript has 7 exons. Bases 71 to 976 code for a protein of 301 amino acids. The record is from RefSeq and is a predicted model, not a curated record. NCBI's taxonomy places the organism in Eukaryota, Metazoa, Arthropoda, Insecta, Lepidoptera, Papilionidae.
UUGCAGUAUCACAUACAACUUUGCUUUCGAGUUCAUUUGUUUGAUUCCUUCAACUUAAAAAAAUAUCAAAAUGUUCAAAUUGUUCAUCUUCGCUUGCUUCCUCGCCCUUGCUGCGGCCAAGCCCGGCGUGUUUCCGGUAGCUUACACCGCACCGGUAGCUGCAGCGUACACCGCACCAGUAGCCGCGGCCUACACCGCGCCCCUCGCCUACUCCGCCUACUCUGCCUACACCGCGCCUGUUGCUGCAUACUCUGCUUACCCAUACGCAUCUCCCUAUGCUGCGUACUACCUUCGUCGUUGGAGCGCACUUCUCAAUAUCACACUAUCACUUACUCUCAAACUCACUUCACUCCAAUCCAACAAAAUGUUCAAACUGUUCAUCUUCGCCUGCUUCCUCGCCCUGGCUGCGGCCAAGCCCGGCGUCCUGCCUGUGGCAUACACCGCGCCGGUAGCCGCAGCAUACACAGCACCGGUAGCCGCGGCCUACACCGCGCCCCUCGCAUCCGCACCUGUAGCCGCGGCCUACACCGCGCCUCUCGCCUACUCCGCCUACUCUGCCUACACCGCACCUGUUGCUGCAUACUCUGCUUACCCAUAUGCAUCUCCCUAUGCCGCCUACUACUUUCUUCAAAAUGUUAGUCUCGAAUUCGGAGCACCACCGCGGCUCUCGAUCAUCUUUGCCGCCCUCUUCGCCGUGGUUGCUGCCAAACCUGGCAUCCACUCUGUUGCAUACCCGGCGGCCCCUGUGGUUGCUGCAGCCUACACUGCCCCAGUUGCCGCAGCCUACAGUGGCCCAUUUGCCGCAGCUUACACAGCCCCAGUUGCUGCAGCAUACACUGCCCCAGUUGCCGCAGCAUACACUGCCCCAGUAGCAGCAGCGUACGCUGCCCCAUUUGCCGCAUACGCUGCCCCCUACGCCUACAGCUCACCAUUGGUAGCGGCCGCUUACAAAGCUCCAGUUGCCUUCCUCAAGUGA